Molecule: messenger RNA, 1703 nt
Organism: Funneliformis caledonium
Lineage: Eukaryota; Fungi; Glomeromycota; Glomeromycetes; Glomerales; Glomeraceae
Source: the annotation of a GenBank genome assembly
AUGAAGCUAAAUGAAAACGUAUGUAAAAAACUUAGUGUACCAGCAUACUGGAAUUCUAUUUCAAAACCAACCCUAUUCACAUACUUAGAGCAUUUGGCACAAACAAUAAAAGAUUCGCUUCAGAAGGACAAAAUUCAAUCUCAAUACGUCUCGGAACUUACUAUAAUUAAACGGAGUUAUAAAGAAAUGGAUGAACAAUACAAAACAGUCGUAGAAGCUUUGGGAAAUUUUGCGCUACGGCCUGCGGGAUCUCAGCAUGCGAAAGUUAAUGAGAAGGUAUCGGAGGAAGUUAAAGAUUUUUGGGAAGACAAAAAGUUGGAUCAAAAACUCAAUACAUUAGAUAAAAAACGAAAAAUAGUCGAGGCUGAAGGUAUUGUGAAUUUUUUGCAAACGGGGAACGAACGUUUAAAUGAUACUUCGAAGAUGGUUCAUAAGUCCCAGUUAAAUUUUUUGGAAAGGAACGAAGCAAAAAGAUCCAGAAUUGAUGAAGAAAAAGAAGCGGAGGAUGCUAAUAAGAGAAAGAGAGAAAGAGGAAAUAUUAAUUACAACGAAGAAGGUUUGUCAAAGAAGCAAUGUGUAUACACUACACCUUCCCCAGGCAGUCCAACAUUACAUCCAUUGCCAAUGGAUAACUCGUUUAGUGAGAAAGAGAAUGAAGACGAAAGUGAGGACGAGGAUGGUGUCAUAAUAAUUAAUGAUGUAGAUGAACUUUGCUUUAAGGAUGGGGAUCCAGAAAAUGAUCUUAAGAUAGGUGAUACUAAUGUUUCUCAGUUAUUCCGGAAAUACCAAAAUGAAUCAGUAAAGAUUGCAAAGACUGAAGGUCUAUUUGUUGAAUCAAAUGUACACGAAAUAUUGUCACUGUCUUCGAUUUUUCUGCUCGCCCCAGGUUCUCAUUCAAAUACAAUGAUCAAUAUAUUUGGUUCUCCUUUACUCAAUGAAAUUCACCAACAAAUCGCUCCAGCACAACAAAUAGAACUAAGUUCAGAGUGUGAGACAAAAUUUAGAAAAGCGAUUAAGCAAGCGACUAAGGAGUCACGUCAGAAAGCCAUAAAAUUGUUAUUAACGGAACUUUCAAAUGAUGAAACUUUUGAUGAAAACUUGGGUUCUGUGAUAUUGAAAGGUCUGGAAAUGUUGCCUAGUGAUAGGCUUAGAAAUGAACCUAGCGAGAUCACACUUAUCACAAAUUAUUUGGAUUAUAUAAUGAAAGGUGCAUUUCAUGAUGCUGACAAACAUAUUGUCCAGUGGCCAAACACAGCUUUGAACGAAAGUAAGGCAAGAAAGUUCAGGGGACGAACCAAGCAACCUGAUUUUGUGGUCUCAAUUGUUCACCAAUUUCAAACAGUCGCUAAUAUUUUCAUAGGGGAGGUUAGUCCUCCAUCACAAAAGACAAAUGUAUAUAAAAAUUGUUGUGACUUAAUCCGACUUGGUGUCUUUAUGAAGGACUGCACGGACUUCGCAAUAGAGAAAGGUGCCGAUAUUAAUGUAAUCGGCUUUCAAUGUGUUGGUCAUACAAUCGAUUUUUAUAUGAUCGAUCUUAUUGAAGGGAUUUAUGUCAUGGUCCAUGUUGGCCAAGUUUCAGUUCCGGCAUCGUUAAAAGAAAUGUUAUCCUUCGUUGAUCAAAUUGAAAUACUUUUGGACAUACGAGAAAUUUUCAAAAAAUCCUUUAAUAUUUUGUACAAUAAGCUCUGCAAUCCAAAUUUACC